CCUCCACCUCUCUCUCUCUCUCUCUCUCUCUCUCUCUCUCUCUCUCUUUUUCCCACAUUGCCAUGUCAUUCUCUACGUCAAUGUGUGGCGAACAGUAAGCCCCUGAACUCCAGCGGGACACUCUCUCUUUUGGAGAACAAGCAACGUGCGUUCACAGAGUCCCAGAGUCAACAAGCAACCAACCAACCAACCGACCAACCAACAGCCCCACACCAAAACCAGCGACACAACACCAACAUGGCGAUGGCGCCAGUGGACCCGGUGGAGCAGCCGCGCAUGUACCAGCAGACGCUGCUGCAGGACGGGCUGUGCGACCUGCUGGAGAGCGACCGCUUCGUGGACUGCGUGCUGAAGGUCCAGGAGAAGGAGUUCCCGUGCCACCGGCUGGUGCUGGCCGCCAGCAGCCCGUACUUCAAGGCCAUGUUCCUCUCCAACCUGGAGGAGAGCAAGAAGAGGGAGAUCGUGCUCAAGGACGUGGACCCUCUGGUCAUGGGCAUGGUGCUGCGCUACCUGUACACCUCCGACAUCAACCUGACCGAGCAGAAUGUCCAGGACAUCUUCAUGGUGGCCAACAUGUUCCAGAUCCCCUCCAUCUUCAGCGUGUGCGUGUCCUACCUGCAGGGCAAGCUGGUGCUGAGCAACUGCCUGGCCAUCUUCCGGCUGGGCCUGCUGCUGGACUGCCCGCGCCUGGCCUCGGACGCCCGCGACUUCAUCUGCGAGCGCUACGAGCUCAUCGUGCGCGACCAGGACUUCCACCAGCUGGGCCCUGGCGAGCUGGCGGCCAUCAUCACGUGCGACUCGCUCAACGUGGAGAAGGAGGAGGCGGUGUUCGAGUCCCUGAUGGACUGGGUGAACUACGACAAGCAGGAGCGCAUGAAGGACCUGCCGGACCUGCUGCACUGCGUGCGGUUCCGGCUGAUGCCGGAGGACUACUUCGCGGCGCAGGUGGAGGGGCACCGGCUCAUCAAGCCCAACUCGGAGCUCAAGAAGCAUCUGCAGCUGAUCAAAGACGCACAGAAAGGGAUAUUCCCAAAGCCCAAAGUGCCAGGGAGGGACGAGGGAGCGUCUGGAGAUGAGGAAGAUAACAAUGAGGAAGAGGAAGGAGGUCUGCUUCCAGGUAUUCUGAACGAUAACCUGCGUUACGGCAUGUUCCUGACGGACCUCAUUCUGAUGAUCACUGACUCUGGGGCGAUCGCGUACGACCCGUUAGGAAAUGUGUGCUACAUCGCAUCCACCAGUACCGAGGUGCCAAAGAAUCACUCCAGUCUGGUGACCAAGGAGAACCAGAUCUUUGUGGCCGGGGGCGUUUUUAUUGAUGAGAAUAACAAGGAGGAGCCACUGACCUCCUACUUUCUACAGUUUGACCCGGUGAGCUCCAACUGGUUGGGCAUGCCCUCCAUCCCCAAUGCGCGCUGCCUCUUUGGACUGGCGGAGGUGGAGAACUCGGUCUUUGUGGUGGGAGGAAAGGAGCUGAAGGAAGGGGAACACACUCUGGACUCUGUCAUGAUCUAUGACAGGCAGUCUUUCAAAUGGGGAGAGUCGGAUCCUCUUCCAUACAGCGUCUAUGCACAUGGAACUGUGUCACACAAAGGACUGGUCUAUGUCAUCGGCGGAAAGUCUGAAAGCAAGAAGUGCCUGAGAAGGGUCUGUGUGUACGACCCGACAAAGUUUGAGUGGAGAGAUCUGGCCCCGAUGAAGACAGCCCGCUCUCUCUUUGGCUGCUCGGUGCAUAACGACAAGAUCUACGUGGUGACGGGGGUCACCGAUGAUGGCUUGACGAGUAGUGUUGAGAUCUACGACAUAGCCAGCAACAAGUGGUCGGCGGGGGAGGAGUUUCCCCAGGAGAGGAGUUCCCUGAGUCUCAUCACCCUGACCGGGGCCCUGUACGCCGUGGGAGGCUUCGCCAUGAUGCCGAGCGAGGAAAGUGAAGACAGCGAGAAGCUCGUCCCCACCGAAAUGCACGACAUCUGGAAGUUUGAUGAGGAGGAGAGGUGUUGGAACGGCAUCCUGAGAGAGAUCCAGUAUGCAGAGGGUGCCACCAUCCUCGCCGUGCGGCUCAAUGUCCUCCGGCUCAAGAAGCUCUGAUCAGCCAUGCUCGCCCGACUGCCACCUAGGGGUGCCCGCCUGUGACUGAACACAAGGAACAGCAAGAGCAGCAGAUAUGGAGCUCGGGAAAGAGCCCACAGUCGCACAGGGGGGGCUGUGACGGUUAUCGGACUAGAAAUAUUUGCCUCCGCCUCAAUGGUGCAAGUGCCUUCCUUAAUAUGCUCAUUCCACUUUUUUAAUACUCAUACCACCAGGAGAACAAACUGUGACAUUUGGUUACAAAAGACUGUUUGAAUGAUUCGUAAAACAUGAGGUAUGGAAUGUGAAGCUGCAAGAAAGAAACACGGUCUUUGGCCUGGACCAGGUUCCCUGUUUAUGCUGUUCCCAGUGUCCUCCACCAGAGGGAGUUAGUUGGGCAAAUUGAGAAGAGAGACCAUGAUGUUUUUCAACAUGAUCUCCCAGAAGUCUGUGAAAUGAACAUGCACCAUUGUGACACAAAAUUCAAAACGCAUUCUCUAUAUUUUCACAGCUCCCUUGUGUUCCAUGUUCCCAGUUUUUGGUUUCAACUUGUGUUCUCUCAGGAUUUUUUCUAAUUUCAUAUAUUUGUUUUUUCCUCUUUUCUUACUGAGAGGUAUAUGGAUUGUUUUGGUCUGGGCUAAGCUUGUACUGCACGCAUUCUUUCGUUUAGUACAGCAAUUUGGUAGGCCAAGUGGAAAAGUUGAAUUACUUAAACUCCUGUAGCAAAUUAGAAACAGAAUUUUGUAUUAACAGACUGGAAAAGGUAGGCUAUUUAACCACUGGUUUGUCAGUUUUCUAAUACCAGACUUCACAUAGUGCUGUGGGAACAUAGAGAAAGCACUUUUGUGAGUAACAUCAGAGAAUUUUAGCAAAAUCUGUGAAACUGCCACUGAUUUUGUGUCCCAAAUGAUCCCUGUUCAUUUCACAGAAUUCUGUCAGAUCAGGCUGUAUUUUUUAAGUCCUUGUUAUCAGUAAAGAUUAUUUUUUGAACAGGUCAUGUCAUCUCAAGAGUUUAUUUGUAAGCAACAAUAACAAAUGCAGUUGUAUGUUUACCUCUAAUCUCUUUGAAGUCCAUGUUGAAUGCUGGCAAAAUUGAAAUGUAAUUUUUGAGGAAUGAGGAUGCUGCAUGUGCCUUCUCGAAGCAGAAAAAGGAAGGAUGGAUUGUUUUGUUAUUGCUUAUCAAGUGCUUGUUUAAGAUUUUAUGAUUGCUCAUGUCUGUCACCAAAGAUUUUAGUAUUACAAAGAAAACAUUAAAAAACUGUAUGAAA
Molecule: messenger RNA, 3332 nt
Organism: Engraulis encrasicolus (European anchovy)
Lineage: Eukaryota; Metazoa; Chordata; Actinopteri; Clupeiformes; Engraulidae
Gene: klhl40a
Product: kelch-like family member 40a
Exons: 6
Coding region: 238-2085 (615 amino acids)
Molecular function (GO): protein binding
Source: RefSeq, a predicted model, not a curated record